AUGGGAUCCUUGAGAGUAGUAGACAUUUCAAAACCAAGUGGCGAGACUACCAGUUCGUUAUUUGAAGCUGCAACGUUGCAGGGUUUUCUUUUCAUUGAUGGGCACGAUUUUAGUCAGUUGGAAGUUGAUGAGCUAUAUGCAAUAUCACAAGAGUUUUUCUGCACUGUUCCUGCCGAAGUUAAGCAGAAAUAUAGCAUCCGGUCAAAUAACAUUGGUUAUACGGAUUUUUGUAAUGAGAAUCUGGACCCACGCAAGGCUCGAGAUUACAAAGAAGGCUACAAUUUUGGGAAUAUAAAUUUUGAGGAUGGUACACUCAACAGAAGUAUCGCUGAGGGAGAACCUGAGGACUCCAUUCCACCUUACUUCAAGGACAGAGAGGUGAUCAUACAAAAUGCUGUGAAAAAGCUCCACGCAAAUGCGCGGAAAAUAUUGGGACUUUUAGCGAUUUCGUUGAAAGUGGAAGAUGUUAAUUUCUUUGUCGAAAGGUUCCGUCCAGCUGAAGUCUCUGGCACAGUUUUGAGGUUUUUGCGGUAUCCUCUUAUCAGAGAAAGCGAUCUCGACGAUAUGUUCGACCCCACAAUUCGUGCUGGUGCUCAUACGGAUUAUGGGGCUUUGACGAUGCUAUUUCAGCGUCAAGGCGAGCAAGGUUUGCAGUUACAAGUUGAUGGGGAAAACUGGACGGAUGUGGACUUUGUUGCGAGUACGCAUCCUGGCUCAGCACCACCCUUCAUAGUAAACAUUGGUGAUCUUAUGUCAUACUGGACCAACGGUCUGUUGAAAAGUACAAUACACCGUGUGAAAUUCUCACCGGGAGAGACACGACAAUCCGACCGCUACUCGAUAGUCUUCUUCGUUCAUCCAGAAAACGAUUCAACGUUGAUUCCAGUUCCAAGCAAAUACAUCAAACAAGCUGCUGUUCUUAAACAUGAUUCUUCCAGCAUGACAGCUUCACAAUAUCUGCAAAAGAGGCUUGCUGAGACAUACCAGCAUAGAAUCACUUGA
Molecule: messenger RNA, 1002 nt
Organism: Zygotorulaspora mrakii
Lineage: Eukaryota; Fungi; Ascomycota; Saccharomycetes; Saccharomycetales; Saccharomycetaceae
Exons: 1
Coding region: 1-1002 (333 amino acids)
Molecular function (GO): dioxygenase activity
Source: RefSeq, a predicted model, not a curated record